AUUCGCAUUCGCCAUUUUCUAGUUUUGUACACGUUCGAAAUAUUCAACACACAUUUUUCCGUCGCAAAUUAAUUUUCUUUUUCGGCCAUUUAUUUCCAAAAACCAAAAUAUAUACAUAUAUAUAAUAUAUGCUUAAAUAUAUAAUCAUUUUGGCAGGACUUAACUAAAACAAUCAAAGAAACCCGCAAGGAUUCUUGUGUAAACUGUGAACUGUAAACUUUCACUUUCAAUCAUCACAAAUAAGAUAAAAUGCCCAAAGGUAAAUACGUAAACCACAAAGGACGUAGCCGUCACUUUACCAGCCCCGAAGAGCUGCAACGUGAAGAUGACUCGGACAAGACCGACGAAGAAUCUGAAAACGAAUCCGGUUCGGGUGGGUCGGACGAAUCAAGUUCCGAAGACGAAAAUGCCAAAGGCAAGGGAGUAUCAAAACUUAUCGAAAUCGAAAACCCCAACAGAGUACGAAAGAAGGCGGUUGUUAAAGUAACCACAGUAGAGGAGGAAGCAAAGCCAGAAUUGACACGUCGCGACCGCCAAGAGCUGGAAAAGCAAAAAGCCCGCGCACACUACCAAAAGAUGCACGAGCAAGGUAAAACUGCCCAAGCUCGCGCCGAUCUAGCCCGAUUAGCAAUUAUUCGUCAGCAGCGAGCUGAUGCCGCUGCAAAACGCGGCACUCCACCAAAAAAGGCUGAUGACCAAAGCCAGCCUGGCACUAGUAAAUCGGAUAACCCGACAACGACGACCAAGUAGGACCAAAUCCUGACACUGAAUUCUCGGAUUUCCUCCAGCUUGAAAUAAAUAUUAUUAAUCUAAUUGUUAUUGCUAGAGCUAAUUUUAGUAAGUUUUAGUUCUCAAGAAAUUUUUGUAUUUCCUCUGCAAUAUUAACGCAAAAAAAAAAAAGAAUAAGAAAUGAUCCAAGUAAAGGUAAACUUAGUGUGUGACACUAGGGUUUCGAAGUAAUGUA
This is a messenger RNA of Eupeodes corollae, 964 nucleotides long. Its product is annotated as 28 kDa heat- and acid-stable phosphoprotein-like. The record is from RefSeq and is a predicted model, not a curated record. Gene Ontology annotation, molecular function: RNA binding. Bases 250 to 750 code for a protein of 166 amino acids. Gene Ontology annotation, cellular component: cytosol. Lineage: Eukaryota; Metazoa; Arthropoda; Insecta; Diptera; Syrphidae. The transcript has a single exon.